This is a messenger RNA of Teleopsis dalmanni, 4852 nucleotides long. RefSeq lists its product as uncharacterized. The record is from RefSeq and is a predicted model, not a curated record. The coding region runs from base 4 to 4665 and encodes 1553 amino acids. The transcript is spliced from 13 exons. Gene Ontology annotation, molecular function: RNA polymerase II cis-regulatory region sequence-specific DNA binding; DNA-binding transcription factor activity, RNA polymerase II-specific; zinc ion binding. Gene Ontology annotation, cellular component: nucleus. Lineage: Eukaryota; Metazoa; Arthropoda; Insecta; Diptera; Diopsidae. Gene Ontology annotation, biological process: regulation of transcription by RNA polymerase II.
AGCAUGGCAUUAUCAAAAAGACCGCUUUCCAAAGAAACAGUUUUGGCAGAAAAUAACAACAACGUCAGCAAAGUAGAAGAAAAUGAGAUUGCAAUUAAGCGGAAAAAGCGGUCAGGUCAUGACGAUGAGAUUCAUUGCAACAACAACAAUAACAACAACAUUAAUACUAACAAUAAUAGCAAUGCUAGUAAGCUGGAUGAAAAAUUCAUGUUACCACAGAAAAAACGAACUCUAAGCAAUUCAUCGAAUAACAGAACCUCAACGGCAGCUACUAUGCCGAUCACAAGUCCCUCAAUACCUGCUUCAAAUAUUUCUAAAAUAAAUACUGAUGAUCAAGACGAUGAAACGCUGAUACGUGAAACGCAAGCUGCACUAAAGAGUUUGUCAGGAAGUUGGCCUGAAGCACGUAAUAACCCUUACCGAUUGCAGGAUCAGGACGAGAAUCCGCCUCCAUUCCAAAAUCUUUUUGAAGAUAAACAGAAACAAAAGGAGAACGAUCAGGCACGCAUUAAUGCCCAACAACAGGAACAAACAAUAGAUGAUAUUAAGAAAUCUACCUUUUCGCAAUCAUCUGCUUUCAAACCCCCCGCGGAUAUCAAGCGCAAUGGCAUCGUUUCCUACCCAGGUGCUCCACCGCCAUUUCCUCAUUAUUCUAAUUAUAAUAACAACGCCGAAACAACUACUAACAGCAACACAUAUCUUAACUACCACCAGCAACACAAUAUUACCGAUUCAUCCGUGCUUCCAAUGCAACCGCCGCGUGCACCACCAGCACUGCCUCCAACGAGUUUCGACAUUACGUCGCAAACUGCCGUCGAUGCGAAACACGAUACAAAAGCAGCUGUUGACCUGCUUAAAGAGGGUACAAAUAACGCCGCAAAUAAAACGCACGACGAUACCAAGCAGUAUACCAUACUUCAGCCCGCUGGGGUUGGUAGCAGAGCAGCGACUGUUAUGCAGGAUAUCGCACGUGAGGGUGUCGUUACCUUACCAGCAGUAAAUAGCAACGGUUCAGCCGUGCCAAGUUCAGCGACAGGUGGAAAUUUAGUACCGCAGCCGACCUAUUCUCCAGGCAGCUUAAAUCGUGAUGGCACAAAAUGCCCAACGCCUAGUUGUAAUGGCCAAGGACAUUCCACAGGACUAUAUUCUCAUCACAGAAGCUUAUCGGGCUGUCCAAAGCGGGAUAAAGUAACGACUGAAUCUUUAGAGACACUUAAAACAGAACAUAAAGAAUUGCAUCAUUUAGAAAAAUUAAAAAUUGCUUCAGCUCAAUAUCUCAAUAACAAUAAUGCGAAUUGCAUUAACAAUAACAACAGCAAUGGUAUUGGUGCGAACAGCUCAUCCGGCAGCAAAUUAAAUCUAAACUUAAACAACUCUUCGAACACUAUGCCAAUUAUUAAAACGGAAUUUAAUCCCGUUACAAAUAUAAAGUCCGAAUACAGCAAAAGUCCCAUGCAUACGUAUAUUAAUAAUGACCCAGCCAACAGUGCAAGAACAAAUGGCACUUCAGCAGGCAACACAACAUUAGCAGGCAACACUCCCGGUCAACCUUUGACGAACAAUGACAAUUUGCACUCAUCGCACUUGAAUGGAGUACGAAGUGCGACUGGUGCACUUCAGCAGUCAACUGAAAUGAACCGUUAUGUGGGUAUACAACAACAAACUCUUAGUGACCAACAGCAGCAGAGCCCACACAAUCCGCAUCAAGUAACUUUACAUCAACAACGGGGUCCAUUUAUAGAGGGUUCAGCUGCACUAAUGAUGCCCGGCGGCAACACAGCUACCUCGGAUGGAGAAGCAUAUCGAACUGAAAACCAUCAACAACAGGAUGGACAUCAACAACAGCAGCAGUACGACCACAUGCGUUACACUCAACAUAUGACGAAUGGCGAUGGUCUUAGUAAAUCUUCAACCAACUAUGCCAGCGAUAUGCUGAACAAUAAUAAUAAUGGAAACACAACUACGCUUUCCCCAGUUUCACGAAGCUAUGAUCCUAAUCCACCAACAUCGAUCACAACAACUAUUUCGUCACCUUAUGGUGAUUCAAUAUCUGUUGCUAGCAUGCCAACAGCAUUUGAACGUUACGAUCCAAACUGCAAUGGACAACGUCAAGCUCCACCCACGAAUAUGUAUCAUUACUUACCGCAGUCAGCAGAGGACUUACAAGCUCAGCAGCAAAAGUAUAUUCAGGAGCAACAAAUGAUGCUAGCCAAGGCAGAGCAUGAUGAAAUGGCAAAUGGUGGUCCAAUAUACCCAAGGCCUAUGUAUCACUACGAUCCGAGCAUGGGACCGUUACCGCCAGGAUUCUCUGCUAUUAAUUUAUCUGUCAAAAUGGCGGCAGCUCAAGCAGCAGCAGCUGCUGCUGCUUAUCAAAAUCAUCAUCAUCAUCAACAACAACAACAGCAGCAACAACAACCACUUCAGCCAAAGCAAAGCAGUUCACCUUCCCCGUCUGGAGCUCCUGUAGUUGACUUAUCCGGCUCGGCCUCUGUAACAUCUUCCAGUCCACACGGUUUCAAUUCCCCCUCAUCCCACAACCAAUAUAGCCAGCGUAUAGGAGCUGGUAGCCCACAACCAGGUGCUAGUCCAAAUAUUGCCAGUCCGCAAGUGCCAAGUCCACAAGGACAAACUUUGGACCUAAGUGUUACACGUCUGCCACAUAGUAUUGUUACAAGUCCCCAGUACGGUGCCCACCCAGAUGGCUUGGUACUUGGUCACCCACAAAGUUUUGGUCCAGGUGUAGUAGCUACAGGUGCUAACGGAGCCCCACGAUCGCCACAAAUGGAACCAGUUGAUUUCAGUGGACCACCACGUCCUUUAGGAUUUGGACUUGUCGGUCACAUUGGAGGUCCACGACCAUACAGUCGUGAAUCGACACCAGACAGUGGCGGCUCGCAUUAUAUUGACAGCUACCGCGAUCCAAGUGGCUAUUCCCCACAUCCAGGUUAUGGAAUGGUAGUGCAAUCUGAUUAUCCCCCGGCAGGUUAUCAUGGCUAUGGUCCUGCUGCGUAUCAAUGCAGCAAUCCGUAUGCAACCGCUGUUGGUGCUGGCGGAUAUCCAACACCAGUGUCUGGUGGCUACUCACCUAGUCCAGCGUCAUGCUAUUCUAUGCCGCCACCGCAGCACAUACCGCAGCACGACAAGGCAAAGGAUAGUUUGACGGGGUGCCCUCGUAGUGAUCGUAACCACUUACAAUCGCAUUCGCAAGAACUUAAGUGUCCUACACCAGGAUGUGAUGGAUCUGGUCAUGUGACUGGCAACUAUUCUUCCCAUCGCAGUCUUUCUGGUUGCCCACGUGCUAACAAGCCAAAAAGUAAGCCGCGGGAUGGUCAGGACUCCGAACCUUUACGCUGUCCAAUACCCGGAUGCGAUGGCUCAGGGCAUUCAACAGGAAAAUUUUUAUCACACAGAAGUGCAUCUGGCUGCCCUAUCGCAAAUCGAAAUAAAAUGCGAGUUCUCGAGGCGGGUGGGACGGUGGAACAACACAAAGCGGCUGUGGCAGCAGCUACGGCGAUGAAAUUCGACGGUUGUGGUAGUGCAGGAGCCCAAAGUAUAAAAAAGCCAAAAUUUGACGAGGUGACCAUGGUAUAUCCGAAAGGAUACACAGGCAUAGAAAUGAUGAUGGUAGGCGGCGGCGCUUCAAUAAAUUCAACAAACACUGUGUCAGGCUUGCCAGGGGUGGGCGCCGGAUUGACUAACUCCACAUCGGGUGCGACAUUAACGGAUAGCAUGCACAAUAAUAUUGCGUCUGGUAAUGAAAUGAACGGAACUUCCAGUGAAGAUCUUAACACUCUGGAAGCAGAAAUAUCGGAAUUGCAGCGGGAAAACGCUAGGGUGGAGUCACAAAUGAUGCGUCUCAAGUCCGAUAUCAACGCAAUGGAGACUCAAUUGAGCACCAGCGAUAGGGAAGCUUCUCCGCUGAGUAAUCUACCACAGCGUUCACUUACUUCCGUGUCUAGCACUCCUGGAGGAACAACAUCAGUAGUAGUGGCUGCCUCCAAUAGCUCUACACACCCAGUCGCCAAUGAGUCAACUAGUAUUUCUAACAAUAUCUCUAAUAAUAACGAUUCAUUAGACCCAAGCUCUGUUAAUUCUGUUAGCUCAGUAGUAGUUCCAUCUUCUACUGCGACUGCUGCGACCAGCAUAAAUAAUUAUUAUGAGAGUCUACGAAAUAAUGUAAUAACAUUACUAGAGCAUGUUCGUUUGCCACCACCGGGGAACAAUACUGCUGUAACCAACUCUACAGUGACUAGUACUCUUACAAAUCCAGUGUCAAUGGUGAAUAAUCAACACUCUGUAUACAGCACACAUCCCACUCUUAUACCACCAGGACCCUUACCUAGCGCUUCCAUAGUGCCAUCGAGUUCAAGCGUUUCUAUUUACGGUGCUUCACCUCAUCAUCUUACAGCCACACAUACUGCCGCUUUACCACCCCCUCCUCCACCAAAUUCUUCGACAGUAGGAGGACCACCUCAUCCCUACACUGUUCAUCACUCAGCUGCAUAUCCACAUGAACACUUCGAUUCUUAUAUUUCGAAGCUACAGUCAUUAUGUGUGCCUCCCGAUGUCUAUGCUCUACCACCAGAUGAUGCAACUCGUCCCAUGUAUGACACUGUUAAGUCAAGUUUACAUCAAGACUACACACUUAUGCCAACUCCGAUAUAAGGAAACUAUGUAGAUUUCAGCUUUACUGAUCAGCUUAAAAGCUGAACCCAUGUGUGCAAUAUAUGCAUCGAUUCUGUGAAGAAUGAAACGAAAUUUCUUCCUAUCCGGUUUUUGAUAUGUUCGAAGUCAAAUGUUUGUAUAUAAAGUAGAAUUAAGGUAUUUAAUGAUGUACAGUUAUGAACGUUGA